Paramecium sonneborni is the source of this 362-nucleotide messenger RNA. The record is from the annotation of a GenBank genome assembly. NCBI's taxonomy places the organism in Eukaryota, Ciliophora, Oligohymenophorea, Peniculida, Parameciidae.
GAAAUAUAUAAAAGGAACAUAAAGAUCCACUUAAUCUAUACCAAUGUCUUAGCAUAAACUGAAAGUAGUUAAUUAGUGCUCAUGUAGCAUUGAAAAAGCAGAAAAUUUGAUUCCUCUAAAUUAAAAAUAAAAGUCUUUAAGAUGCCUUAAAUGCCAAAACUAUUAGAAAAGAAAUCACAACAUAAAAGAUAAGGAUGCACAGCAUGAGAAAAGACAUUGUUAUAGAUAUUAUUAAGUAAGAUCUUUUUAUUCAUAUAUAUUAAUUCCUGUAAUGUACUUAUUACACUUAAAUACAAUAUGAACAUUGAUACAUCUAAUGGCAAGUUAGUGCUGAAAGAGGCAGUUAAAAAUGUUAUAAGCUA